This is a messenger RNA of Symbiodinium sp. CCMP2592, 429 nucleotides long. NCBI's taxonomy places the organism in Eukaryota, Dinophyceae, Suessiales, Symbiodiniaceae. The record is from the annotation of a GenBank genome assembly.
AUGACGAGCGGUGCGCUUGCAGCUGAUCUCCCGGUGGUGCCUUGGUGCGAGCAGCACGAAGGCUUCAUUGUGCAGGGCUGCGAAGUCUGCAAGGCCUGCGAGCAGGCGGUGGUGCAGCUGAUGGAGAGCGGUCGCGAGCUGUUGCCGGUCCAAGAUCUGGAGCGGCUGGUUCUCACGGGUGGGAGCGUUCCCGAGCGACGAAUGCUGAACGUGCGGCAGUUGAGUGGAGAUGUCCUCACGAUUCCUAUUUGCGUUGACUACACUCUGUAUGCCGUGGCGCGCCAGCUUUGUAUUCUUCGGGGCGUGAGGCAUCACUGCGUGAGAUUGUUCAGCUCGUUGCCAGAGCCGGAAGGAGAUCCUGAGUGUUUGCCGGACAUGGACUUCGCUCUUCAUCACGAAGACCACCUGUUCGUGAUCUUCGAGAGAUAG